Loa loa (African eye worm) is the source of this 252-nucleotide messenger RNA. Its product is annotated as transcription elongation factor 1. The transcript is spliced from 2 exons. Gene Ontology annotation, biological process: transcription elongation by RNA polymerase II. Lineage: Eukaryota; Metazoa; Nematoda; Chromadorea; Rhabditida; Onchocercidae. The record is from RefSeq and is a predicted model, not a curated record. Gene Ontology annotation, cellular component: transcription elongation factor complex. Gene Ontology annotation, molecular function: RNA polymerase II complex binding. The coding region runs from base 1 to 252 and encodes 83 amino acids.
AUGGGAAAGCGUAAAGUGAAGCGAAAGCCACCACCAAAAGUGAAAUCAAUCGUUCCACUGGAGACACAAUUCAAUUGUCCAUUCUGCAAUCACGAAAGAGUGUGUGAAGUAAAAAUGGAUCGUGAACGAAAUGUGGGUUUCAUCUCAUGUAGAGUAUGCCUCGAAGAUUUCCAAACAAAUAUCAAUUAUCUAUCUGAACCAAUUGAUGUCUAUUCGGAUUGGAUUGAUGCAUGCGAGCAAGCAAACCGGUAA